This is a messenger RNA of Ostrea edulis (European flat oyster), 5548 nucleotides long. Its product is annotated as nidogen-1-like. Gene Ontology annotation, molecular function: calcium ion binding. Gene Ontology annotation, biological process: cell-matrix adhesion. The record is from RefSeq and is a predicted model, not a curated record. The transcript has 25 exons. Bases 272 to 4072 code for a protein of 1266 amino acids. NCBI's taxonomy places the organism in Eukaryota, Metazoa, Mollusca, Bivalvia, Ostreida, Ostreidae.
GACUAACGCGUGGCUCAGAAUGUUUGGGGGUAAGUGAGUUUGAGUGCGAGGCAUGUAAUCGAAGCAUUAGAAAAAUCGGGUCAGAAGCUGAAAAACUUGUUAUCUUUCUCUCCAAGGAUUAUCUUAGCUUUUAUCUUCCACCAAUCAGGACCCGCCUGAGUUUUGGAAAAUUCUUGUUCGGUCUGAUUAUCCUGACGCUGUAGGGGGGAUUGCGAGUUAAUGGUUUAGACAUCACAGGAUUAGUGUUCAGACAGUGGUCAGCUGGUCAGUUAUGGAAGCUCGGGUGUUUUUUGAACUUGGGGUACUUGUGUUGGGAAUUUUGUGUACUAGUGUGUGUGUAGGAGUACCUUAUGACCUAUUCUACUCCUAUGGACUAAAGUAUGGUGAUGCAGUAUUGGAGCGUACAGACGAUGUUAGCUCUAACGAGAUAAUGCUAAACGCACCUGUUGUCUUCUAUGAUCAACGAUACAACAGUCUUUUUAUCAAUAACAAUGGACAUUUAUCAUUUGACUUUGAAGUGCCUGUGUACCAGCCUACCCUUGUGCUUCCAUCAGACUACAAAUUAAUCGCUGCAUUUCUGGCAGAUGUUGAUACUUCAGCUGCAGGAAGCGUUUACUACAGGCAAACUCAAGAUGAAACUUUAUUACAAAGAGCCUCCUCAGAUGUCAAAGGUCAUUUCCAAGGUUACCAGGAUUUCAAGGCCACAAAUCUUUUCAUUGCCACUUGGGAAGAUGUGGGGUUUUACAACAAAAGUAACACAAAGCUCAACACGUUCCAAAUUGUUCUGGUGACAAAUGGAUCGGAGUCCUUUGCUCUUUAUAACUACCUUGAUGGGGGUCUUAACUGGGUCACCAGCAAGGGGAAAUUCAACACAAUUUUACCUGACCCCCCAGCGCAGGCUGGGUUUGAUGCCGGUGAUAACCAGGACCAUUACAAGUUGCCAUACAGUGGAACCAGCCAAGCCUUCCUGUUUGCCAGUGGCUCCAAUGUGAACGUGCCUGGACAAUGGAUGUUCAACAUUGGACAGCUGAAUGGUGGGGGCAUCCGUGAGCCUUCAUUUGGCACAGAAGAAACGGGAGUUGUAAUUUUUGAGCCGACCCUGGGGAGCGAGACAUGUACAGAGGGAGCCACUGAGUGUGACUUGAACGCACAGUGUGUGGAUUACUCCAUUGGCUACUGCUGCAAGUGUCUAGAUAAUUACUAUGGCAACGGGCUCAAUUGUCUGGAAAAGGGAGUGCCCCAGCGAAUGAACGGCAAGGUGUAUGGAGAGUUGAAUGGCUACACAAUCGAGAAUCUGGACAUGCAUGUGUACAUUGUGACACGUGAUGGGCGAGCGUACACCGCCAUCAGUCGCAUAGUACCCCAGAUGGAGGGAAAUCUACGAUCGUUGAUCACUGUUGGAGGAAUCAUGGGAUGGCUUUUUGCUCAGCCCCAGCACCCGGAUGCCAAAAACGGUUACAUGUUAUCAGGUGGCAUUCUGAAUCGUACAGCAGCAGUUCGAUACUCCACGGGUGAGCAGGUUUCAAUCAUUCAGAAGUUUCAUGGACACGAUACCCAGGGACACAUGAGGCUGGAGACAAAUAUACAGGGUACUGUACCAUCAAUCCCUAUCAACUCCUCGAUCACCCUCGGAGAUUACACCGAGGAAUAUCAGCGUAUCGCACCAGGACAGUGGCAGUCGAGCUCCACUGGGCGUUACGUAGUGAAUGGAAUAACUCGUCAAUAUCAACUGGAUCAGACAAUUAUGUACGAGGAAUGUAAAUACAACACUGACCCUCAAGUGGACGUCAUGAGACUAAUGACCAGCAGGAACUACCUGAGUUAUGAAGUUGAUCAGAAUAUCGUCCGCUACAUCAUGACGGCCAAAAUGGGAGUCAGUCAGUCAGGUCUUGAUCCCUGCCUAGAGGGCGCUGCUAGAUGUCACCAGAAUGCUGAGUGUAUUCCUGAGGGCAAUGAGGUCAGAUGUCAGUGUCGCAGAGGAUUUAUUGGGGACGGUACCGAGUGUCAAGAUGUGAAUGAAUGCACAGAGAAUCCAUGUGACGUUAACGCUGACUGCUACAACCUACCGGGGUCAUUCGAGUGCACAUGUCGCUUUGGUUUCACAGGGGAUGGUUUACGAUGUCAAAGGGAAGUAAGACUAUGUGGAGAUGACGUCUGCAAUCCCAAUGCACGUUGUGUCUUCAACAGUGACAUCGGACGACCCAUGUGUGAAUGUAAUUCUGGUUACUAUGGUGAUGGAAAAAAUUGUUCCACUUUAGCGUUUGAGUGUAAUGAGGCCCCUGACGUUUGCCACCAGGAUGCCGAAUGUGUCUUUGACUACAAUGAUCGGCGCUACAAGUGCGAGUGUGGAGAGGGAUUCAGUGGUGACGGUCUCGUCUGUGAGGCGUACAAGGACCAGUGUAGCAGAUGCCACAUCAAUGCCACAUGCGUGUUUAACGUUAACACGUUUGCCCACAUCUGCCAAUGUAAUCCAGGAUUUACUGGUGAUGGGAGAUUCUGUUCAGCUAUUGAAAUACCAAGUGUUUGCCAACUUUGUAGUGUAAAUGCAGAAUGUUUAUUUGAUGUUUCCAAGCAAAACUUUACCUGUCAGUGUAGAUCCACUUACCGUGGCGAUGGGUUUAACUGCACGCAGGCGGAUUGCCGUUACGAACAAAUGUGUGAUCCCAACGCAGACUGUUUGUACGAUCCGUUUGAACUGAGAUACCUCUGCCUCUGUAGAAAUGGAUAUUCAGGUAAUGGUUUGACUUGUGAGCCCCAGGGUUGUGAAGUCUACAACGAUUGUGAUGUAAACGCCCAGUGCCUGCCCGACCCUAGGUACACCAGCAGAUAUGCAUGUCGCUGUAACCAAGGAUACAGGGGUGAUGGCAAAUCCUGCGAACAAGAGGAGGUUUCCUGUAACCAGAUUAAUAACUGCUCCCCAUUUGCCGAGUGUUUGUACAACCUCUCUGUGGAUUCCUAUCGGUGUCGUUGUCGACCUGGUUAUGAUGGUGAUGGAAAGGCCUGUAUUCCAAGUGGUCACAAUUGCCAAAGAAAUCCCACAGUGUGUGACCCAAAUGCUAACUGUGUUUCAAAUGGAGAAUUAUAUGUCUGUGUGUGCAACUCCGGAUUCAGAGGAGACGGAAAACUCUGCUAUAGGACGAGUUCCGAGGACUUCCUGUAUUUGUCUCAGGGUAAAACUCUCAGUCGGGUCAACAUGGACCAAGACACAGGACCAGGAGAGCUAAUUAUUUACAAGCCCAAUCAGCUGAUUGUUGCUGUUGAUGGUGACUGUGCUGAUGGAAGCCUAUAUUAUACAGAUGUUGUAGAGGGAAGCGUUUAUCAUGCUGCUAGCAAUGGUUCCAAUCUCAACGUCAUCAUAUCAGGUCUGAAGUCUCCUGAAGGUUUGUCCAUUGAUUGGGUGUCACGGAACAUGUACUGGACAGACUCCGAGAUGGACUGCAUAGAAGUAUCCAGACUUAAUGGAACGUCCAGAAAGAGGCUGUUCGAGAAGGGACUGGUCAACCCAAGAGCCAUCGUUGUCAAUCCACAGAGAGGGAGAAUGUACUGGACUGACUGGAACAGAGGAUCUCCAAAAAUCGAGGUGGCAGACAUGGAUGGCACCAACAGGAAGGUGUUCGUAGAGUCGGACAUGAGACUUCCAAAUGGUCUGGCCAUCGACCUUUAUUCCAGCCAGCUGUGCUGGGGAGACGCUGGUACUAGAAAAGUGGAGUGCAUAAGAGAGGAUGGGGCAGGACGUGUUGUUCUGACAGACUCUGCUCCUUAUCCCUUUGGUCUCAGUUACCAUGGAAACAAUGUUUACUGGACUGAUUGGUCACAGAAGUCCAUAAUGGACGUCAGACAAGGAGGGACUCCCCAGAGCUCCCUGGAAAUUCCUGUUGGAGGAAAUGGCCGACUGUAUGGCAUUGCCAGUGUGUCUUCCUGCCCCAGAAUAAAUAAUGCCUGCUCCUUGAACAAUGGUGGGUGUGUGUACCUGUGUUUACCCACUCCUAAUGGAGGAAGAACAUGCUCUUGUCCAGAUGAUAUAUCAGAGGAGAAGUGCAACGAGAUUUCUGUCAUCAGAAAGAAAAAGUAGACUAGAGAAUGAGACAAAAUUUGAACAAAUAAUUAAGACCUGCAAAGUACUCAGAAAACAAGGGAACAUGUGACAUCACCUACAGUUCAUUAUGUGCCAAAGAUGUUUCAUGUCUGAAAUGCAGUAUUUUAUAUUUGUCAUCAUUUAUAUAUUGUGUAAAUACUCAAUGGUAUUCAGGUCAUGUGGGCUGCCUGUUGUGUUGAUGUGAGAUUGUAAAUGUUUUAAAGUAGAAAGGCCACACAAGUUAAAUUAUGUGUUUAUCUCCAUAAGAAAGGUCACAUGAAUUUUUGUCUCCAUUAAAAAGGCCACAUCAAUUAAAUUUUGUGUUUAUCUCCUUUAGAAAGGCCACAUAAACUAAAUCCUGUCUUUAACCCUACUAGAAAGGCCACUUCAAUUUAAUUCUCUAUUUAUUUCCUUUUGAAAGGCCACAUAGAUUAAAUUAUAUGUUUAUCUCCAUUAGAAAGGCCACAUAGAAUAAAUUCCAUGUUCAUCUCCAUUCGAAAUUCUGAGUUGUAUGGAAGGCCAAAGGAAUUAGAUAAUGUGUUUAUCUUCAUUAAAAAGGCCACAGAAUGGAUUUUUUGUUUAUUACUAUUAGAAAAGGCCAAACAAACUAUAUUCUACAAAUGUUUAUCACUAGAUUAUAUUUUGAUUACAUGUCUGAACACAUGAUGUAUGAUAGCAUAUUUUUUUUUACAGCAAUUCAAUUUUAGUCAUAAAAUUUUUGAUCAGCAACUAGACAAACCUUGAUUACUUGAUGAUGUUUUCAUUUAUAUUGGGUGCUUGUCGCCACCGAAUACCCAUCAUUUAAAGUGAAAUUAAUUUACUUUUUGAAUACUAUUAAAUUAAUUAGUUUCUGAUGAGAGUGGCCAAUUAGCAAGAGAAUAACACUCGAGGUGUCUAUAGAAAGUGUUUAGCUUUCCACAGUCUCUUUUUUUUAACUAACCGUAUGAAAUUUGAUUUUGUUGGCCUAAUGAUAUUAUUUGGGUAAUUGUAUGUUGUAUCUUAGAAAGCUGUGGAUGAUAUUUGCCUAAAUUAGUUAACAAAUUUUGAUUGUGUUGUGUAAUAUUCUGAAGAACAAACAUUUUGAUGUGUUUUUGUAAUGUAUGAAGACACUCAUUUUCAUAUGAAACUUUUUCAAGUUUAUGACCAGUAUAUGAGAAUGUAUUUAACUGACAAUAUUUAUAGCAGGAUAUUAUCUAAUCUUUUCAUUAUUAAUUCAUUGGUAAUAUGAUUUCUCAUUUCCAUUUUUAUCUGCAAAAUCAAUGAAAAGUUAAUCAGAGAUCAAUGCUUGUCAAUUUCACCAGAUCAGGUGACCAGAUAAAUUAAUAACAGGUUAUUGUUCUUGCUGUGCAUUGUUAUAAUGUACUUUGACAGUUCUAUGAGGUUAUCAGUGAAGUUUGAUCCAGCCAUUAUCCAUCACUAUGGCUGUUGAUCACUGUUGCGCAAAAUGAAAUGAAUAAAAUUAUUAAAAACGAA